Molecule: messenger RNA, 525 nt
Organism: Phragmites australis (common reed)
Lineage: Eukaryota; Viridiplantae; Streptophyta; Magnoliopsida; Poales; Poaceae
Exons: 2
Coding region: 1-525 (174 amino acids)
Source: RefSeq, a predicted model, not a curated record
AUGCUGGGCAUCAUCAACAAGGAGCUUGGAGAGCGUAAACUCAUGCGUGACAACGAUAGCAAGGACGAGGGGAGCUCCAUCAACCUCCUCUUCGCCGAUGCGCUAGAUGCCAUACAGAUUUCAAGAAGUGCGUUAAGGACAUCUCCUCCUUUCUUCGGAAUUACCCUUGGCUCCUCGAUCAAACUGUUGGGGCAAAUUGAGUUGCCUGUCACCUUUGGCUCUUCGAAUAACUUUAGGACCAAAAGGGUCCAGUUCAAUGUGGCAGAUAUCGGGACCGCUAAAAAUGCGAUCCUGGAGCUACCCGUGAUGGCCCAGUUAAUGGUUGUUGCCCACUGCGUAUACCAGGCAGUCAAGAUCUCUGGUUUGACAGGGGCCAUCACUGUUUUUGGCAACGCGAAGACAACCCUACACUACGACAAGAGGAGCCUCGACAUAGUCGAGCUGACUCCCGGGUCACAGCCCGAGGACGCCGGACCUAGUGGUCACCCGAUGAAAGUCCACAUCGUCUCAAGGCAAUUUGCCUAA